CCAGUGCUUUGGUAAAAGACUUCACAAGACCACUGCUUUUAUUGCCUCUUCAGAAUAUGUUUGUAGCUUUGCCUCUGCUACAUAGUACAUAACUUGAUGAACUUUGCAGGAUGCCCUCAUUCAGUAUAGUGGAGUUCGUGGAUGAAGUUGACUCUGAUGGUUGCAAAAAAGUGGAUAUUAUUCCAUUAGAGUGGUUCAAGGGCACCUACAGAAAAUUAUGCUGGUGGCCACCAGCCACGCUCCUGAAUGUAACCAAGGCUGUGAAAGAGGGAACACCACCAGCCAAAAACUGGAUUCUCUGCAAUGUGCGUGCUAUCGGAGACGCAGCCACUUAUACAGAUGCCAGGGUGAAACUCCAUCAAGCUGAAUAUACAUCAGACCUGACAGACACUGACGAUCGCUUGAGAAAGAGAAAGGGAAGUGCAAAACUCUUCGAAAGCCAAAAGAGCAAGCAACUAGAAUCAACUGAGAAUUCUGAUUCGGAGGAGGAAUUUCCACCCACUCCCCCUGAAAAACUCCUUGGGCUAGCAGCAAAGCAAAUGAUCAGCCCCACUGCCCAGCGAGUUGCCAGUUCCACUAUCCAGCAGGGCGCCAGCCCCACUGCCCAGCGAGUUGCCAGUUCCACUAUCCAGCAGGGCGCCAGCCCCACUGCCCAGCGAGCUGCCAGUUCCACUAUCCAGCAGGGCGCCAGCCCCACUGCCCAGCGAGUUGCCAGUUCCACUAUCCAGCAGGGCGCCAGCCCCACUGCCCAGCGAGUUGCCAGUUCCACUAUCCAGCAGGGCGCCAGCCCCACUGCCCAGAGUCUUGCAACCCCCGGUUGUGAAGCCAUGUUCUCUAAACUUCUUACAAUUCUAGAAGAAGUGAAGGAGACCCAGCGGGUUCACAGUAAGAUAUUAAAUGCCCUACUGAAGAAGCAAGAGGCACCAGUGAUGGAGGUUCCUGAAGGAGUGGCCUUCCCUCUGCAAACUCAAGCUGAUGUUGAGGCUCUCGAUGAGAAACUGAAAGACCGCAGUCUAAUGUCUACUGUUGCUGCCGUGGUAGCAGAUGUAGGGGGCACAAGUGUAGAUGACGCAACAAGGCGAAUGAUGAAAUUCCUUCUGUCAAACGAGCUGGCAUUGGACUACAACCUGUUCGGCCGUCACGGAAAAAAGAAGUUUAAGGACUUGCGUCUUUUCAGUGUUGUAUAUGAGGCUCUUAAGAAGAACACAUUGACGGCACAAGUGAACCAGCAGGAAGCUGAGAGGGCACUGUCAAAAUGGUUCACUGGGGCAAGAGACAGAGGAGGACGAAGGGCGUCCAGACAGCCAAUGCAAACUUAAACAGAAAUGUGUUCUCGGGUACAGCUUCUGCUCCAUGCCUGACUGUCCUGGAAAGUGGUUCUGUCUAGACCCUCUACAGUUUCAUCCAUGUUCCUCACGAUUAUGCAAUGUUGAUCUGUUGUCCUGUUCAGUCAUUAUUCACCUCUGAAAACUUGUUUUAAAAAAAUUCAUAUGAUAGAAGUUAUACUGUCCAUGUAUAAUAAA
Melanotaenia boesemani (Boeseman's rainbowfish) is the source of this 1523-nucleotide messenger RNA. Its product is annotated as coiled-coil domain-containing protein 8 homolog. Bases 111 to 1319 code for a protein of 402 amino acids. The transcript has 6 exons. NCBI's taxonomy places the organism in Eukaryota, Metazoa, Chordata, Actinopteri, Atheriniformes, Melanotaeniidae. The record is from RefSeq and is a predicted model, not a curated record.